GCUUAGCACUUCGCUUCUGGUAUCCUCUUCCUAAUCCUCUCCUAACAUCUCACCCAUCCUCCGCUCCCCUCCGCUCACUUUUUCUAUCUGCGCAAUGAAGCUCUUUUCUCUCACGACGUCAGUCGGCGUUGCUCUGGCUCUACUUGGCACCGCCUCGGAGGUCAUCAGCACUCCCCUCUUUAUCCCAACGCGCCAACAACAGGUGGAUGGAGCUGCACGAAUCAUCAGCUCCAAUCCUCUCUUGGUGAAGCACUGCAAGGCCUAUCUCAAAGCAAACAAGUACCAGGACAAACUUACGACGGUGACCACGACCGCAACGGUCACCGCAACAUCCACGCCUGCCGCUACCACUCUUACCGCGACAGAGACGGCAACCACAACGACUACGACAACCGUGUCUGUCACCCCCAGCCUCUUCUAUCCCAACAAUGCACCGCCAGGCGAGACCUACGCCGCUCGUCGUCGCGAUCUCGAACCUCGAGGCGCAAAGUACGUCGUGCCCGUGCCCGCACCCCUCAAACCAUGGGCCAGCAUCAUCUUCGACGCCUGCGUCAAAGCCGUCUAUCCGCCACCCCGGCCCACGAGCACUGUGACAUCUACCGUGACAGUCUCGACGACUCUGGCUGCUGCAACCGUCACGACGACGACCACAACGACGUCGACCCAGACGGCGACUACGACGACGGUCGUAGGAGGCCUGCAGUCCGCAUCCCCUCCUCCGCCUGCCAAAGCGGGAGAUGUCGUCAGCUAUUUCCGCGUGGAGGGCACUGAUCGCACCAUUUACGAAGGCUACGUGAGCACCAGCGGCAAAGAUAUCACCACACCAAGCGGAGGCACCCACAGAUGCGACGGCACCAACAACAAUGCCAACAGCUUUCCAAGCGGAACGUUCACUACGCUCAUCAACGAUGCUCCUCUCGACUUCGACGGAAGUUAUUCUAAUCAAUUUUCAGACUUCUUCAUCACCUCGAUAGGUGGUCUGGCUCAAACUGGCAGCAAGUUUUGGGGCGUUCUCCGCAAUGGCGUCUUCACCAAUGCAGGUGGCUGUCAGGAGCAGGUUUAUCCCAACGCCAAUGAUGAAGCAAUGUGGCUCUACGACGCUUUCCAGAGCAACAAGGCGCUUCUGAGAGCCUCGUUGGUGUCAAGCUCUGCACUCUUCACCGCCGGGCAGGGCUUUGUCGAUGUCCAAGUGGAUCAGAGAAGUCCAAAUGGUGGCAGUUCGUCACCCGCCGGAUCGGCUACCAUUGGCGGUGUGACAACGAACGGCGACGGACGCGCUUCCAUUCCCGUUCCUUCCACGCCCGGUUACUACGCCUUCAAAGCUACUCGCGGAAAUGACGGCAGGUCAAACUCUGUGCUCAUCUACGUCGUCGGAGCUACCGCUUGAGGAUAUAGCAGGCAUUUUCACAGCCCCCUGACUCCAAGCUUCUUCCCCCCGUAGCGGCCCGCGAACACCCACGACGGUUCUUUCCUCUCCUUUCUUCCUUUGUGCAAAUCUGCUCGCCGAGCGCAGUACCUCCUGCGCAAUCUUGGUC
Messenger RNA from Ceraceosorus guamensis, 1535 nucleotides. RefSeq lists its product as hypothetical. Lineage: Eukaryota; Fungi; Basidiomycota; Exobasidiomycetes; Ceraceosorales; Ceraceosoraceae. Bases 95 to 1387 code for a protein of 430 amino acids. The transcript has 4 exons. The record is from RefSeq and is a predicted model, not a curated record.